Archocentrus centrarchus (flier cichlid) is the source of this 3015-nucleotide messenger RNA. It is a transcript of the gene dab2, whose product is annotated as DAB adaptor protein 2. The record is from RefSeq and is a predicted model, not a curated record. The transcript is spliced from 15 exons. Bases 323 to 2683 code for a protein of 786 amino acids. Gene Ontology annotation, molecular function: clathrin-cargo adaptor activity; cargo receptor activity. Gene Ontology annotation, cellular component: cytoplasm; clathrin-coated pit; intracellular membrane-bounded organelle. Gene Ontology annotation, biological process: negative regulation of canonical Wnt signaling pathway; positive regulation of endocytosis; positive regulation of epithelial to mesenchymal transition. Lineage: Eukaryota; Metazoa; Chordata; Actinopteri; Cichliformes; Cichlidae.
ACUGGCAGUUUGCAGCAGUCUCUCCGCGCUGUCCACGGGACUCGGCGGAAAACAUCACACUCUCGCUCGUUUUUUGCCAAGCUGUGUUUGAUUCCACUCACUUUGCAGCCGGACUGCGGAGGCAUCACGGCAGAGAAAAGCCGCUGUCUUCCCCGAGAAGGUUAUCGAAGUAUCAUUGCGCGUUUCCAGACACAGACCAACGCCAAGAGAAGCAUGUGUGGGUGUUAAGUCAUAUGCUUGGUUGACCUCACUGCCCCUGAAUACGGAGCUGCUGUCUGCUUCACCUCCGAUUGCCCAGUUGUCCCGAGACUGACUCCACACCAUGUCUGCAGAGGUAGACAGAGCACACGCAUCUUCUGCCGAUCCCAGUGUCCCCUCCACCGCUACAACCUCAACACCCCCCAACUCUCCUACAACACAGACAUCCAAAGUCCCAUUCAGGAAAGAGAAGAAGAAGGUAACAGAGAAGACAGAUGAGUACCUGCUGGGCAGGUUUCAGGGGGAUGGUGUCAGAUACAAGGCCAAACUGAUUGGCAUUGAUGAUGUUCCAGAGGCCCGUGGAGACAAGAUGUGCCAGGACUCCAUGAUGAAACUUAAGGGUAUGGCAGCAGCAGCUCGGUCCCAAGGUAAGCACAAACAGAGGAUCUGGGUCAACAUUUCCAUCUCGGGUAUCAAGAUCAUUGAUGAGAAAUCAGGGGUGAUCGAACAUGAGCAUGUGGUGAACAAGAUCUCCUUCAUUGCCAGAGAUGUAACGGAUAACAGGGCUUUUGGAUAUGUGUGUGGAGCUGAAGGACAGCAUCAGUUCUUUGCCAUAAAGACUGCACAACAGGCAGAGCCACUGGUCAUCGAUCUGAAGGAUCUAUUCCAGGUCAUCUUCAACCUGAGGAAGAAAGAGGCGGAGGCUUCACAGAAGGCUGAAAAUGGGAGCAGUGUAGUUGAGAAUGGAAAUGGUGCCUUAUCUAUGGACAGUGAAGUAAAAUCAGCUCAACCAGUUGAGCAGCUUGACCUUUUUGGAGACAUGUCAACCCCUCCAGACAUUCAGGCUCCAAAUGACUCUAAUGAUACUCUCUUACUGGACUUUUCUGCUGAAGUUGACAGCAAUCAAAAUUGCAUAAAGGGGAGCUCCUUUAUAACUUCCUGUGCCCCUGACUAUAGGGCAUAUCCCCAGACAGAGAAUCCGUUUUCCUCAACUUUUGGCUAUUUCCCAACCCCAGACAGUGACCCUUUCAAAGAUGACCCCCUUUCUAAAUCGCCCACUCUGUUGGCAUCUGAUAAUGCCCAGAUCCCCCACACCAUCACCACCACCAAUCACCUAAACAGCACUGCUGGCAGCACUAGUAAGACAAUUAUUAAUGGUGGUUUGAAUGGAGACUCUGAACACCUCAGUCAGCAAAUAAAUGAGUUAUCCAGAGAAACCAUGAUCCUGGCUCUCAGUAAUGGACAGUGGCCACUAGGGGGCAAAAUAACUCAGGGAAACACAACUACCAUGAUGGAUGGAAAUGAAUCUGGACAAGUUCUGUCAAACAAAAAUCCAUUUUUUGACUCAUCUUUGAAAACUUCCCCUGUCUCUAAUGAAAUAACUCAUCGCCCAGAACCGCCAGUGACUCAUAGCAAGGAUUCAGUUGUCAUAAACCCGCCUCCGCACAACUCUAAGUCUGGACGAGGUCGAAGAAGUGCAAAGUCUACAUCAAGUGAUCUGUUUGGAGCAGAGCUGUUUGCUGCUUCCAGUCAGUCUGAGGGGUUCUCUGCUCCAGACCUCUUCAACAAUACACCGGCAAACCCUGCUCCCUCUGCCAUAGCUGCUCUGGGGAAUCUCCAAUUGGGUCCACCAACUACAUGCAUCCCUGCUGUAAGCAUGUGGGGAGCCUCCAAUGCUGCACCCAACAUGUUCCCCAUGCCAGGAGCGACCAUUCCAGGCCCUAGGCCUGCCUUCCCACAGCCAUCUGCCUUUGGUGGUCUACCCAUACCACCAACAGCCUGGGGUCAGCAGGUGCCAUCACAGUUUGCUGCCCCGCCGCUCUCUCCACCCCACCUUGCUUGGGGGCAGCCUGCCUUGACCAAUCCUUUCCAGCCUAAUGCAUUCCCAGCAAUGGGUGAUCAGCAAGGUCCAUCACGCCCACCUCCAAGGGCACCUGUUAAACAGGCCCCUCCAAAAGUAGAGAACAGUGCCUUCACAGCUUUGGAUCCCCUUGGAGAGAAAGAGAGGAAGACUGGGAAAGACAUGUUCAAGGACUUCCAGCUUGCCAAACCCCCUGCCAUCCCAGCAAGGAAAGGAGAGCUUGCAUCUAGCUCAGGUCCAACUUCAAGCAGCAAAGAGGCAGGGGCAUUUGAUCAAUACUUCUCCACUAAAGUGGGCCUCGCUCAGGAUGCUGCAGAUCACGAUGACUUUGAAAUCAAUAAGAUGCCAUCAUUUGAUCCCUCUAAACCAGCUUCUGUACCAGCUCCUGCCCCAGCUCCAAGUGUAAACCCUGACCUCUUGGAUGCUGCCUUCUCCUCCUUCCCAAACAAUUCAGCACCAUCCCAGGGACAAGGACCCAGUCAGGACAUGUUUGACAAAGCAUUUGGAGCCCCUGACUCCAGUCCAUUUGGAGUGCCACCUGUAGCUAUGCAGAAUACAUCUGUUGGUCAGAGCUCUGGUUCAACAUCUGCCUUUGGGGAUGCUUUUGGGAAUCCCUUUGCUUGACCACAUCUUUUUGGAGUAAUUGGAGUAAAUGAGAUUUCCACAACCAUCACGAUGUUUGGGAGAAGCUGCUCGGUGCAUGACAAUCCAGAAAAUGAACUCUUCUAAAUGUUGUCCCAGACCCACCCUUUCUUUACACCUCCACCUCUGAGGGUGUUUUUCUAUUUCAAUCAGUAGUUCCCUCAUUUUUUUUGAAGACCACUGAUCUACAAAGUAAAUGUUAUGUCAUAAUCUGCUGAAGAGAGAAAAGUGCUGUGUGAGAGAAGGCGUGUCCAAAGUGGGUCACUGCUGAUGCUGUCUUUGUCAAAUAAAAUAAAAUGAAUCAUUCAUAAAGC